Messenger RNA from Electrophorus electricus (electric eel), 1870 nucleotides. RefSeq lists its product as uncharacterized. Lineage: Eukaryota; Metazoa; Chordata; Actinopteri; Gymnotiformes; Gymnotidae. The record is from RefSeq and is a predicted model, not a curated record. Gene Ontology annotation, molecular function: zinc ion binding.
CAGUAGACUACAGCUGCUAGAAAUAUUUGGGGCCUGUCUGUGCGUUGGCAUGUGUGUGUGAGUCUGUUGCACGGUCGAGCUAAGGUGGAGAAACAGAUGUUUAAGGGCACAGCGACGUCCUCGGGGGAGUGUGUGCUGACAGAAGGCUGCUGGGAUAUGUAACGGGAAGAAGGAAAGUGAAAGUGUUUGGGAAGCAUUAAAACUGGGAGGUGUCACGCGUGCACAACAACAGCAGCUUCAGGCUGGGGAAGGAUGGACACCAGGCAUGAGGUUCCCUCCAGCAAGCGCUCUGAAGAUGCUGGCAGCCUUACCACUGCAGAAAUGGCAGAGUGUUUCAUCUGCAGAGAUGUGCGGCUAGCGGAGGGGCUGAGGAGAUUCUGUGACUGCAAGAACCUGCUGGCCCAUCACAGCUGCCUGCUCACCUGGGUCACAAAGGGGUUGAGUCGCGAGGAUCGACUGAGGUGCAGAGCUUGCAACAGUGAGUACGAGUGGAGGCGGAAAGCGCCGUGGUGGACCCUAGCCUCUCAGUGGCCCGUGGUGACCGUGGUGACCAUGGCGACGGCCUUGGCGGUCCUGGUGCCGUACGUGGUCCACCGCAUGCUGACGGCCUUCAAGGACCCACCCCCGCCGGCGCUCUUCAGGGCAGCUACCAUCUGCUUUGGGCUGCUCUCCGAGGCCCUGCUGGUCAGGUGCCUUUGCUGGUAUGUGUGCCGCCAGUACCGGCAGGCCGAGCAGAUUUCAUUCAGCCUUCAACCUCGGAGCCAGUGGGGAGGAGCAGGAGGCCACGACCACAGGGUUCAAAACUCACGGCCAGCGGGUGGAGGCAGGGUGGUGGAGGCAGCGGGCCACGGGGCUGCAGGAGCGGACGAGGGGCCGGUGUGGCAUUCCCCUCGGCCCCCCGUGGCUGUAGAGAAGCCAUCCCGCGGCGGGGAGGGGCAGACAGCUUGACUCACCAUGACUCGUUUAACUUCUGGACGGGACCGAGGCUUCCCCUGCUGCCCGGGCAUGACGUGAACACGGCAGUUAUGCCACGUGCUUCCAAGGUCCCGCACGCAAAGAGGAAGGAGCUUCUGGCUUUUGCCGUUUUACUUUCUUCCCUCGUGUUAGUCUUUGAAUCGGAUUUAUGCGGGACGCCUGGCCCCUGUCCGAAUAACGAUGGCAUAAUCCCGAGUUGCUUCUAUGGCGAGUCGCACACCUGGGUCGGCCGGGCAAAGUCUUGCUUGAUGUCAGUUCUGGCUUCGUUGGUUGAGUCGGGCGGGCUCUCUGAGGGAUAGCUUCCCCACCGGUCGUUUCAUGAUUAACAGAGACAACCACUGCUCUAAAGUGUGUGUGAGACAUUAUUUACCACCAGCUCCCUUUUGCCUAUAUGAAAGUCUUACAUUUAACAUUAAUGCUGCAUUGUGGAUAGCAUGUUUUAUCAAAAACUUUAGUGUAAUUUAGCUCAGUUCAUAAGUUCAUUGCAAACUAAUCAUUAUAUAUUUAUAUAUAUAUUUUAUAUAUCUACUGUUUCGUUGUAUAGUUUCCUUGGUUUAUUAGGACAAAGGUUUCCUAAAAACAGCAUUUUGUAUGCUUGUAUCUUCUUACAUUCCAGUGUUUAUAUACAGGGUAGAUUUGAGCUAUAUGAGCUAUACUUUAAAUAUUCUGUUCAUCAAAAAAUUAUUUUAAAAAAACCUGGUGAUCAGACUCUUCCAUGACAACAGUCCAUGACAACAGUUCAUGACAACAGUAAUGACAAUUUCAGUUUUGCUGUUGGCAGCAUUGUUCUGGACAUGCUACAAGCUGUUUAGACAUGUGUUUUCACUUUUGUGCUGUUACCAAUCUACCCCUCCACUCUCAUUUGCCUGUGGUAUUGUGAAAUAAAGUGAUUAUU